GGCAUUUCCGUAAUUCAUCAGAAAACCGAGGGGCAAUUUUAUUGAAAACUCCUCCACUUUAUGUCAUUCCCUUAACGAACGAUGUCGUCUUACUAAACAAAUGCCCCGUUCUCUCUGGUUUCUUAAAAAGUCAUCUCUCUUCUUCAUACACAUCUCUGCAACCUGUUUCUCUCUCUAACCCUAAUUAAAAGCAUUAUUUCUCUUUCUUAACCACCAAAACACUCGUCACGCGCCACGAACUCCACUCACCCCAUUUCACUUUGUGUCUCCUCCCCCCCCCUUUUCGUCUCUAUGGCGUCGGACGCCGUCAAGUAUAUGCCGAUUCACGGCGGAACAACAACCGCCGCCGCAGCAUCCGAAAUCAGAAGCUUCUUCUCCGCCAUGAAACCCAAAAAAACCUCAACUUUCGCUUACGCCUUUGUAAUCACUUUCAUCUCCUUCACUCUAUUCUUUGCCUUUAGUCCUUCUCCAAACUCUUCUUCUCUUUGGUUCUCUAACAUCUUCUCUUCCUCCUCCUCCACAACCUCUUCAUCAGACAACACUUCCGGAUCUCACUUCUCUUCGAUAUUCUCUUAUAUCAUCCCCAAUGUCACUUCAUCGAAACCCACCAAUAGAUCUAGCGACGCCACGUCGAAUAACACCGUUCCCAUCUCUGUAAACACCACUUCACCGUCUCCCACUUCGAAUUCCGGCUCCGAUAUCCCCAAAAACAGUUCUUUGCAAGCUCCGGCGCCGGGAAAUCUCACUCCGGUUGCUAAAAACGCGACCUUUGAAUCCCCGACGGUAAACGGAACCAAGCUGGUUGCUAAAAGCAACGCUUCGCAUCCCCUGCUUCCAGAUAAUCCGCCGAUUGGUUCGAGUAAUCAGUCACAGACCACAGAUGCUGUUCGAAAUUCGGAAUCUCUUAAGAAAAACCAGACAGCAGCUCCGGCGCCGGCGAAAGCACCCGUGUCGGUGGAUCUGACGGCCAAUUCCAGUUCAUCAACAGCUUCUUCACCGGCGAAACAAACUGGAAACGGCGAUUUGGUUUCGUCAGUGAAACAAGAGAUCGAGAAAUGGAGUGAAUCUCUGAAGGAUUGCGAGUUCUUCGACGGAGGAUGGAUUAAGGACGAUUCGUAUCCGCUCUACAAACCCGGUUCGUGUAAGCUGAUCGACGAACAAUUCAAUUGUAUUUCAAACGGAAGACCCGACAAAGAUUUCCAGAAAUUGAAGUGGAAACCUAGGAAAUGUAGUUUACCAAGGUUAAAUGGAGGUGUUUUGCUGGAGAUGCUUAGAGGAAGAAGGCUAGUGUUUGUUGGGGAUUCACUAAAUAGGAACAUGUGGGAAUCUCUGGUUUGCAUUCUUAAAGGAUCAGUGAAAGAUGAGAGCAAAGUCUUUGAGGCCAGUGGAAGACAUCAUUUCCGUGGAGAGGCUGAGUACUCCUUCGUCUUCCAAGAUUACAAUUGCACGGUGGAGUUCUUUGUUUCACCGUUCUUGGUCCAAGAAACGGAAAUUACUGACAAAAAGGGAACGAAGAAGGAGACUCUACGGCUGGAUUUGGUCGGCAAGUCCUCUGAGCAGUACAAAGGAGCGGAUAUUAUUAUCUUUAACACUGGACAUUGGUGGACUCACGAGAAAACAUCCAAAGGGGAGGAUUACUACCAAGAAGGAAGCAAUGUUUAUCACGAACUCGCUGUACUUGAAGCUUUCCGUAAAGCUUUGACCACAUGGGGUCGAUGGGUCGAGAAGAAUGUGAAUCCGGAGAAGACCCUUGUUUUCUUUAGGGGUUACUCCGCCUCACAUUUCAGUGGUGGGCAAUGGAACUCGGGAGGAGCAUGCGACAGCGAAACAGAACCGAUCAAGAACGAGACAUACCUGACCCCGUACCCGUCUAAGAUGAAGGUGCUAGAGAGAGUGUUAAGGGGAAUGAGAACGCCCGUGACGUAUCUAAACAUCACCAGAUUAACGGAUUACAGGAAGGACGGACACCCGUCGGUGUACCGGAAACAUAGCUUAUCGGACAAGGAAAAAAGAACGCCGUUGCUGUACCAAGACUGCAGCCACUGGUGCCUCCCUGGAGUUCCCGACUCUUGGAACGAAAUCCUCUACGCCGAGCUGCUCGUCAAACUCAACCAGCUCGACCAAACACGACGGAAACCUUAAAAAAAAGGUUCUUCUGUCUCAAAUGCUUUGAUAUCUGUUUGAUGGCUUUUUGUUGAUUAUAGAAUGUGUUAUAGAGUAAAAGAAGAUGGAAAAUAUGAUUGUACUUCACUCGAUAUCUUUGCUACUGUUUGUUGUAAAUGCUUUUGUCACUCACUACGAGAUUACUACAUUUAGCUCCAAAAGAGAGGUUAUAUACUUAUUACUCAUUUACAAUAAUGGGACUGAUUCCAACAAUCGUUGUGAGAUUAUAUUUGGUGAUCUAAAUGGUUUUGCCGACU
Molecule: messenger RNA, 2420 nt
Organism: Thlaspi arvense
Lineage: Eukaryota; Viridiplantae; Streptophyta; Magnoliopsida; Brassicales; Brassicaceae
Source: the annotation of a GenBank genome assembly